AAGUUCAGCAAAGUACUCCUUAUCCUGGGAAAGAAUUUUUGAACUAAGGGUAGUCAUAGCAAUGUUCAUGAGAUCAGCUCUGAACUUAUCUGAACAUACUGUACAUGUUAAAUCAGUGCUUUACUUUGAACUAAUAAAACACCGUUAACUUAUGUUUUCAGUGUUCUAAGGAUUGAGCAAACUGGUAAUUUAUCAUUGCUAUGGUCUUUCAGGCUAUUUGAGGAGAUGCCGUCAUCGUCAUCGUCAUCCUUACUCUCUAGCUCCAAUACUGCGAGUGCUGAGCUUCCUCUAAUCCCUUGCAAGCUCUGCAAUGGGGUGGUGAUUGAGCGGGUCUCCAAACAACCAGAAACCACGUCGAGGAAGUUCUACCGGUGCAGAGCCAAGAAAACGGAUGGGUCUCAAUGUGAUUUUUUCCACUGGCAAGCGAGCUAUGCUGUUUUGUUAAUCAAGGAUGGGUUUGUCAGUGGUGACCGACGCCUUGAGUUGUUAAUGAUCGCACUUAAUGAUCAUGGCAAAGCCGUUGAAUCUCUAACCAAUUCCAUCAGAGAGAUGAAGAAAAAGCUGUCCAACCUGGAGUUAGUGAUGGAAGAGCUGGAUAAUGUGAAAAAGUCGAUGAAGGCAACCAUGGUUGAAAUUGAGGAAAACAAGAAAUCGACAGCUGCUGCAUUGAAACUUUUUCACAUUAUCCAGCUCUUCCAUCACUAACUCCAGGUUGGACAGCUUUUUCUUGUUUUCCAUGGAUAUUCAGUACUAUCUUGUCACGAGUUUUUUCUACAACAUUUUCCUUGUAGAAAUGAAGAAUGUCCCUGAAGAGUUUAAGAGAUGUUAAUACUUAGAGCAUGAUAACACUAGGCUAACACUAACAAAGACCACCUCUUCUUUACCUGUC
Molecule: messenger RNA, 889 nt
Organism: Panicum hallii
Lineage: Eukaryota; Viridiplantae; Streptophyta; Magnoliopsida; Poales; Poaceae
Exons: 2
Coding region: 226-705 (159 amino acids)
Molecular function (GO): zinc ion binding
Source: RefSeq, a predicted model, not a curated record